UUUUGUUUGAUCUGUUUCCCUCCUUGGUGAUUUGUUUUACUUUUGGUUCUGAUUCGCUUUUUCCUAUUUGUAUUUUAACAAUCAGGACAAAAACUGAGGAGGAAAAACCUCUGAAAAACUUUCCCCCGUUCUCUUUAAGGGGCGGGGGGAGCAAUUCCCGCUGUUUCUUCAAAUGUUAAACCUUUAGCGUUUACUUUGUUUUGUUUUAUUAUGUAGGGGUUUAUUGCUGCUCCGAUAGAGCUUUUCCUCUUGUGUUUGCAGCUUCUCUGAGGGAGAGACACACAGGAAGAACCAGGAGCCCUGAACUGCACAAACAAGGAACGUAGGAGGAGUCCAUAUAAGCAAAGGAACUGGAAGGAUUUCACCUUGUUGCUGCUUGUUUCAGGCGAUUUUCCGUCCUCCUCCUUGAAACGCCCCAGCAGAGGGUUUCUUUGUUGCUUUCGCUACCGACCAGAAGCAAAUUCUUUGCAUGUUUUUGGAGGUGUUUUUUACUGCGGUUCCCUUGCAAGAAACAGACCAGCACCUUCCUGCUAGGAGGAAAAUCUGAUCAACUGAGGUUUCCCCCACCUCCGGCUGAGUGUGAGAGUUCGAGUGACACCCCUACUGGCCUGUAGCUGACUUCAAAUCUAACUGGAAUCACAGCUAGGGCUGCUAAAUCUACCUGGUCAAGGACCCUUCAAACCCUCAUAUUGAUGACAGAUUUGUAGCCAAAGGAAAAUCGGAUCAAUAUAAUUGUGGAGCUCUGGGGGGUUAUCUUGAGACUACUCUGUCUGCAUGACUAAUCUUGAAAUUGUCUGAAAUAAAUCUUUAGUUCAAGGAGUAGUAGGAUAUUUCCCCUUGGUUUUAGGUUUAUUUUCUACUCAUACAAGCAUUUAACAUUUCUGUAGCAGGGGUUUAACGGGGCAUGGGACACAUACGGAAAACUAACCUGCUCCAUAACAAUCACAAGUGGGAAUAGUUUCCGUCAUCUUUGCGGUAUGAAAGGUGCUCUCUGGAUUUUCUGCUGGUGGCUCUCUAAAUGGAUCAAUCUCUCUCUGGUUUUGCUAGCGAUGUGAUGAAGGAUCCAGAUUUAUUGGAAUACCAACGCCAAUAAAUUUACUCUCUCAGCGUUGAAGGGAUUGGCUGUGACAGUGCAAAGAAACAUGUGUUUCACAUUUCUGCCUUGUUGUUUUGGUGCAAUCAAUACCUCCACAAGAUACAACGAUUUAGAUGGCGAUUAUAACACAGUCAUGCACACGGCGUGCUGCCUUCGGGUUGCAUGCAAAGUGAGCACAAAUCACCGAGUCCUCCGCUCCUGUAAACCGGGGGUUUCUGUUCCCCCCAGACUUCAGGAUGAAGGCAAAGGGCGAUGUCCUCAACCCACCAAAGAGAAACCGGCCUCGGGGUGUGGAGUGAUCAACGGCCAAAGAGCUGAGAAAAGUGUCUUCAGGCAGUCGGAUCGACUAGGGAUCCGUGAAGAAAUAAUAGUUGGAAGAAAGGUGGAUCGAGAAAUUAUUGCACGAAGGAAUAGCUGGAGAGACCGGACGAUGAUAAAGUUAAACUUCUGUUUCUUCUUCUGUCGCGGAUGGUGGGCGUUUCUGUUGAUUCAGCUCCACAUGUUGCAAGCACUGGCACAAGAUGAUGUUGCACCAUACUUCAAGACUGAGCCUGGUUUGCCCCAGAUCCAUCUAGAGGGGAACCGUCUUGUAAUCACGUGCCUUGCGGAAGGCAGCUGGCCCUUGGAAUUUAAGUGGUUACACAAUGACACUGAAAUCACUGCCUACUCCACUGAAUAUAAAUACAUCAUCCCAACCUUGCAAAGGUCCCAUGCUGGGUUUUAUCAGUGUGUGGUGCGGAACAGGAUGGGGGCACUCUUGCAAAGGAAAUCUGAAGUUCAAGUGGCAUACAUGGGAAAUUUCAUGGACACAGACCAGAGAAAAACAGUGUCACAAGGACAAGCUGCAGUUCUAGAAUUCCUGUACAUCAUCAGCUAUCCCAGACCACAAGUGACUUGGUUUAGAGAUGGCCACAAGAUUAGUCCAAGCAGCAGAAUAGCUAUAACACUGGAGAAUCAGUUGGUGAUCCUUGCAGCAGAAGCAACAGAUGCAGGAGGUUACUAUGUCCAAGCAGUCAAUGAAAAAAAUGGAGAGAACAAGACGAGUCCAUUUCUUUAUCUGAGUGUAGCGAAUGCCAACAAUGUAUCUGACACCACAGCUCCUAUCAUUGUAGUCCCUCCGCGCAACACCAGUGUGGUAGCAGGGAGCAGUGAAAUCACACUGGAAUGUGUGGCCAAUGCAAGACCUGUUGAGAAACUGAGCAUGACCUGGAAGAGAAAUGGAAUAAAAAUAAGCAGUGGGGUUAACAGUUUUGGGAGACGUCUUACUAUCACCAACCCAACCACGGCUGACAUUGGGAUGUACUUUUGUGAGGCAGAGUUGAAAGACAGCACUGUUGAGCCAGCAAGAGCAAAGGCCUUCCUCUCUAUAAUGGAGCCCCCCUAUUUCACUGCUGAGCCUGAGAGUCGAAUUUUGGCCGAGGUGGAGAAAACAGUGGACCUCUUAUGUCAGGCAAUGGGAGUUCCCAUUCCCACUCUAGCCUGGUAUAAGGACUCUGUUCCUAUCAAUGAGCUACAGAAUCCUCGUUACAAAGUGCUAACGAAUGGGGGGCUGCAGAUCCAGGGACUGCGUCCUGAUGACUCUGGAAUCUUUCAGUGUUUUGCCAGUAAUAAAGCUGGAGAAAUACAGACUCACACCUACCUGGAUGUAACCAAUAUUAAACCAACAUUUACCCGACCUCCAAUGGACACUACUGUUACAGAAGGGAUGACUGCAGUAUUAAGCUGUGAGGUUACUGGGGCUCCAAAACCUGCCAUCACAUGGAAAAGGGGGAACCAGAUCUUAGCCAGUGGCUCUGUUCAGAUUCCCAGGUUCAUUCUUCUUGAAUCUGGUGGGCUCCAGAUUAUUCCCGUCUUCCUCCAGGAUGCUGGCAAUUAUACCUGCUAUGCAGUCAACUCUGAAGGAGCCCUGAAUGCUUUCGCUAUCCUGACUGUCUGGAAUCGCACUUUUAUUGUUCACCCUCCUGAAGACAGCACUGUUAUUAAGGGAACCACAGCCACUCUACAAUGUGAAGCAACUCAUGACCCUAGAAUUUCAAUCAGGUAUGUUUGGAAGAAGGAUGGCAUUGUAAUAAACCCAUCCAGCAGUUCCAGAGUUACAGUAGAGAAAGGUGGUACCCUCCUUAUUAGCCAGACCUGGUCAGGUGACAUCGGAGACUACACCUGUGAGGUUAUUUCUUUCGGAGGAAAUGAUUCGAGAAAGGCUCGACUAGAAGUGAUAGAGCUGCCUCACUCCCCUCAGAAUCUUCUGGCCAUCCUGAAUUCUUCAUACAGCCACAGCGUGAUGCUUUCCUGGGUGCGUCCCUUUGAUGGAAACAGUCCUGUUCUCUACUAUAUAGUAGAGUUGUCUGAGAACAACUCUCCCUGGAAAGUGCAUCUAUCAAAUGUUAACCCUAAGAUGACCAGUAUCACUGUGAGUGGAUUAACUCCAGCCCGUACCUACCAAUUUAGGAUGUGCGCUGUUAACCAGGUGGGCAAGGGCCAGUAUAGCACUGAGACCAGCAGAUUGAUGUUACCUGAAGAACCUCCCAGCGCUCCUCCUAAAAACAUAGUAGCGAGUGGACGUACCAAUCAGUCUAUCAUGGUUCAGUGGCAGCCUCCUCCUGAAAGUGAACAUAAUGGGGUUCUCCAUGGGUACAUCCUAAGGUAUCGCCUGGCAGGCCUCCCUGGGGAGUAUCACUAUAAGAACAUCACCAGCGCAGAGAUUAACUACUGUUUGGUGAAAGACCUGAUCAUCUGGACUCAGUAUGAAAUCCAGGUGGCAUCUUAUAAUGGAGCCGGGCUGGGAGCAUUCAGCAGAGCAGUGACAGAGUACACUUUACAGGGAGUGCCUACAGCUCCACCACAGAAUGUGCAAGCUGAAGCUGUGAAUUCCACGACCAUUCAGUUCCUAUGGAAUCCUCCACCACAGCAAUUUAUCAAUGGUAUCAAUCAGGGAUACAAGCUCCUGGCAUGGCCAGUGGCUGCACCAGAGUCUGUGACUGUGGUCACCAUUGCUCCUGAUUUUCAUGGAGUUCACAGUGGCUGCAUUACCAACUUGAAGAAAUUCACUGCUUAUUACACAUCAGUUCUAUGUUUCACCACACCAGGGGAUGGACCACAAAGCCCACCAGAGCUGCUGUGCACUCAUGAAGAUAAGCCAGGAGCUGUGGGACACCUGAGUUUCACUGAGAUUCUGGACACGUCUCUCAAGGUCAGCUGGCAGGAACCUAUAGAGAAAAAUGGUAUAAUUACAGGCUACCAGAUCUCCUGGGAGGUGUACAGCAGGAAUGAAUCUCGUCUGGCUCGCACUCUAGCCAACACAACCCUUGAAUACAAAAUCACUGGGCUGUCAUCUCUCACAACCUACACUAUUGAGGUGGCAGCUAUGACUGCAAAAGGCACUGGGUUGGUCACCUCCUCUACCAUUUCCUCGGGAGUGCCCCCAGAACUCCCCGGUGCCCCAUCUAAUCUGGUUAUUUCUAACAUCAGUCCUCGCUCUGCCACGCUUCAGUUCCGGCCCGGAUAUGAUGGGAAAACCUCCAUCUCCAAGUGGAUAGUAGAGGGGCAGGUUGGUGUUCUAGGAGAGGAGGAGGAGUGGGUGAGUCUAUAUGAGGUGGAGAGUGAACCUGAUGCCCAGAUGCUGGAGAUACCAAACCUCAUUCCAUACACUCAUUACAGAUUCCGGAUGAGACAGGUGAACAUUGUCGGCCAAAGCCCACUCAGCCAACCAUCUCGUCUCAUCCAGACACUGCAGGCACCACCAGAUGUUGCACCAGGGAGCGUUACUGUACGCAGUGCCAGUGAGACUAGCUUAUGGAUCCGAUGGAUGCCUCUCCCAGAUGCUCAGUAUAAUGGCAACCCAGAGUCGGUGGGUUACAGGAUAAAAUUGUGGCGUGUGGAUCUGCAGUCUCCAGUGCUCAUGAAGAUUAUCAGUGACCGGCUGGAGAGGGAAUAUACUGUUGAGGAUCUGGAGGAGUGGGUAGAAUAUGAACUGCAGAUUCAGGCCUUCAAUGCCAUCGGUGCAGGACCAUGGAGUGAAGUGGUGAGAAGUUGCACACGGGAGUCUGUUCCUUCUGCUCCCCCUGAGAAUGUGUCAGCUGAAGCAGUAAGCUCCACCCAGAUCCUACUGACAUGGAUAUCAGUACCUGAACCAGAGCAAAAUGGACUUAUUCUGGGCUACAAGAUUCUGUUUAAAGCAAAAGAUUUGGACUCUGAACUAAAGACCCAAAUAGUUAGAGGUAACCACACACAGAGUGUCCUGCUGGCCAGCUUGAGGAAAUACGUUCUUUAUGAGAUUCAGGUGCUGGCAUUCACACGUAUUGGAGAUGGGGUCCCUAACUUCCCUCCAGUCAUAGAGAGAACCAAGGAUGAUGCCCCAGGACCUCCUGUGAGGCUGGUGUUCCCUGAAGUGAGACUGACAUCAGUACGAAUUGUGUGGCAACCACCAGAGGAACCCAAUGGAAUUAUUCUGGGAUAUCAAAUCGCAUAUCGCCUGGCAACCAGCAGCCCUAACAAGUUCACCACAGUGGAAGUUGGCUCAACAGUCAGACAGUUCACAGCUACCGAUCUCAGCCCUGAGUCUGCAUACAUCUUCCGGACAUCUGCCAAGACCAGACAGGGCUGGGGAGAGCCUCUGGAAGCCACAGUAAUCACUACAGAAAAGAGAGAGCGGCCAGCACCUCCCAGAGAACUGAGGAUACCCCAGUCUGAGGUGUCGUCACAGAGCCUGCAGUUACAAUGGGUUCCUGGUAGUGAUGGAUCUUCACCAAUACGGUACUUCACUGUGCAAGUGCGAGAGCUUCCAAAUGGAGAAUGGAAAACCUAUCCCUCUUCCAUCAGUCAUGAGGCAACGUCCUGUGUUAUUGAGAGGCUGAACCCAUUUACCUCUUAUAAGCUGCGCCUGAAAGCAACCAAUGAUGUUGGAGAUAGUGACUUCAGUGCUGAGACAGAAGCAGUCACUACUCUGCAGGAUGUUCCAGGUGAACCUCCACAUUCUGUGUCAGUAACUCCCCACACUACCUCCUCUGUCCUCGUUCAGUGGCAGCCACCAAAGGUUGAGAGUCUGAAUGGCUUGCUGUUGGGGUAUCGGAUUUAUUACCGGGAGCUGGAGUAUGAAACUGGGCCUGGAACAGAGUCCAAGACUAUUAAAGUCCCUUCAGCUUUACGAGCUGAGCUUACACCCCAAAGCAGCUUCCAGACAGUGAAUAGCCCCUCUGCAUUAACGACAUAUGAAUUAACACAGCUGAAGAAAUACAAGAGAUAUGAAGUUGUAAUAACAGCAUAUAACAUCAUUGGGGAGAGCCCUACCAGUGCACCUGUGGAAGUGUUUGUUGGUGAAGCAGCACCAGCAAUGGCCCCACAGAACAUCCAAGUAAAUGUCCUUACUGCAAGCCAGCUAGAGAUCACCUGGGACCCACCUCCUGUCGACAGCCAAAAUGGGAACAUACAAGGCUACAAGAUUUAUUACUGGGAGAUGGACAUCCAGAAUGACACUGAGAAAGUGAAGGUCCUUUUCCUCCCAGAGACAACAGUUCGGCUGAAAAAUCUGACCAGCCACACCAAAUACAUGGUCUGCAUAUCUGCCUUCAAUGCAGCAGGGGAUGGACCAAGAAGCAGUCCCAUGCAGGGCAGGACACACCAGGCUGCUCCCAGCACUCCUAGCUUCCUGGCAUUCUCAGAAAUCACUUGCACCACACUCAAUGUGUCUUGGGGAGAGCCGACGGCAGCAAAUGGAAUCCUGCAGGGUUAUCGAGUGGUGUAUGAGCCCUUGGCACCAGUCCAGGGGGUGAGUAAGGUGGUGACUGUGGACAUAAAAGGAAAUUGGCAGCGCUGGUUAAAGGUCCGAGACCUCACCAAGGGGGUGACCUACCUAUUCAGAGUGAAAGCCAGAACCAUCACCUAUGGACCCGACGUACAAGCCAACAUCACAGCUGGGCCAGCAGAGGGGUCUCCUGGCUCCCCUCAAGAAAUUCUGGCUACAAAAUCUGCUUCUGGGCUGACUCUGCAGUGGACUGAGGGAGAUUCAGGGGACAAACCUACAACUGGCUACAUCAUAGAGGCGCGGCCAUCAGAUGAAGGACUAUGGGAUACGUUUGCGAAGGACAUCUCUCGCAGUGCUACCUCCUACACAGUCAGUCUGGACAAGCUAAGACAGGGGGUGAGCUAUGAAUUCCGAGUGGUUGCAGUAAAUGAGUUUGGCUAUGGAGAACCAAGCAUCCCAUCUGCAGCAGUAUCAGCCCAAAUGGAAACCCCUUUCUACGAAGAGUGGUGGUUCCUACUAGUGAUGGCUCUGUCUAGUCUCAUCCUCCUCCUGUUAGUGGUGUUUGCGUUGGUCCUACAUGGCCAGAGCAAGAAAUACAAGAACUGCAGCACAGGUAAAAACAUCUCGAAUGUGGAAGAGUCAGUCACACUGGAUAACGGAGGUUUCACAUCCCUGGAGCUCAACAGCCGACAUCUCAACGUAAAGAGCACUUUCUCCAAGAAGAAUGGGACGAGGUCCCCUCCUCGCCCAAGCCCUGGUGGGCUGCACUACUCAGAUGAGGAUAUCUGCAACAAGUACAAUGGAGCAGUGCUGACUGAGAGUGUGGCCCUGAAUGAGAAGCCUUUGGAAGUGUCAGAAUCAGAGGCCGCUGACUCGGAUUACGAAGAUGAGUUGCCAAAGCACUCUUUUGUGAACCAUUAUAUGAGUGACCCCACAUAUUACAAUUCUUGGAAGCGUCAGCAGAAGGGUGUGAAGCACCCAACAUCCUACAGGUACGAAGAGUGCGCGGCGAGUGAGACAGAACCCUAUUUCCAGACUGUCAUCACAACUCAGAGCACAGGUGGGGUGUACACCCCAAUAGGACAGCCGGCUCCCGGCUCACGGACUCCAGUGACAGGGUUCUCCUCCUUUGUCUGACACUGAGAGGAACCUGACAGCACUCCUGUGGAGAUGAAAAUGACCUGUCAUAGUGACUGCGUGUGUGAUCGGUGCAGUGAACUGUGGGGAAAUUUCUCUAUCAGGGUAGAACAGAGGUGAACGUGAAUGAGUCUAUUUUUCUGAAGACAAUCAACUCUUAAAACACGGAGCUGAACGUGCUAAACUUUUGUUUAAAAAAAAAUAUUCUGAAAAGGUACAAUUUUAACCACUUGUGAACAGUGGGGGGGGGGGGUUUAACCACUUUUGUAACACUGCUUCAGGAAGCAGUUUCCAUAUUCUUAUUUCCUCUUUCCAGCCGAGGAGGUGAAUUCCCUUGAUGCAGUGGGUAGCUUUGAUGUAAUUUGAGGAGAAAACAAAGGAAACCUCCCAAGAUCUCCCCUCCCCAUCAGGAUCAAGUAGGAAUAUUUAAAGAGAGGGGAAUGUUUUUCAUGAAAAGCCACAACAUUCUUUCCCCUGCUCCUUAUCACCAUUCUGCCUCCACCUUAGAAACACCAGCUGAUUAGUUUACAGUGGUAUCACUUCUCUUGCCUGUAGGUUCUCUACGGGUAUUUCUGAUAAUGAAUAUCUUACCUGCUUUUCUAUCCUACUCAAACAGGGUUUUUGAAUUUCUAAAAUAUUCCCACCUCCGGGCUCCUCUAAGAGGAGACAACUUGGAAGCGCUGUAGAUGAUACUGGGUGAAGCAGCUAGGAUGCUAUUCUGAUAUGGUGUCCGUUUGUUCUUGGUGUGACUCUAACCCUCCUUUGGUACCAUUUCAAUUGCAAAUCUGAAAGGAAAAAAUAGCAAGAAGAGGAAAAUUUGAAUGAACGUGACAGUUACAAACUGGGGAACCUGCUAACUGAUAGAUUGGUUUUCACUAAUCAAAGUUGUCCUUUGUUGAUAGAAGCCAAGCGCCUUCCUCUCCACCAUGCUGCUCUGACUUGAUUCUGCAGCACUGCCCACUGAUCUGUAAAAAGUACAUAUUGUUAACGGGGUCUGUUUGUUUUUUAUUUUUAUACAAAUAUCACAUCACACAAAGGGGGUGAGUUUUGGUGUCCACAGGUGCCUUUUAUUGAUUGUUGCAGCUUUGUACAUGAGAGAAGCGUCAAAAUGUCUCCAACGUAGGUUCAACGGGUUUUCAAAUGUUAGGGUUGCGAAUUACCUCGUGUACAUUUACAGGCUGGCUCUGUGCACCGAACCUCCAGUCGUUAGAAAUGAGAGACCUUUUUUUGUUUGUUUUACCUCCAUUUUGUACUGCCCCAUUUUUGACCCGCAGAGCUGCAGACUUUUACCCAAGUCUGUUGUGUUUAUCAGCAAGUGGUUGUUUUCAAGGGGAAGCUGUCAGUGGUUUAAAGAAUCCCAGUCCAGCUUUUGGAUUUAGCAACAGUCCUGCGACACCAUGAGGUGUUUGAAACAAUUAGUGUGGAGUAAUCAUAUCCUUGGCACUGCUGCCAUCUGGCAGUUCCUUCCAGAUGUGUUUGGGGAACAGCCAUGAAAAAUUGGCACUGCUGCAACUUAUUCAGGCACCUUUGGGGCGGGUGUGGAACAGCUUGGCAUUACUAUCAUUGCUAUUUGUCCGCAUCUCUCAGCAGAGCCCUGAAACAGCUUUGGCAUUGUCCUGACUGCUCCCUGCCAAUGGCCUUUAGGGCGGGUUUGAAACAGUCAUUGCAUUAUUACUGCUGUUACCUGCCAGUGCCUCUUCAGGGCAGAUGAGCAACUGAUUGGGCAUUGGCACUUCUUCUGGACAGGUGUGGUACAACCACAACCUCAGCACAACUGUUAUCUUUCAGUGCCUGCUCAGAGCAGGCAACUGCUUUAUCCUUCAGCACUGCCUCUGGGCACUGCAACUCUCAGUGCAUACUCUGUGUAGCCUUGACAUGGGAUUUAUGUUCCUUUCCAAAAGCUUCAGAAAAGAAAGCGAUUCCAAACCAAAAACUUCAGAGAGUGUGUUUAACAGCUUUUGAAGUUGAGAUAACUAUCCGCAGUUCUUGGGAUGGAAAGUGUCUUGGAGAGACGUGUGCUUGAGGGAAGAAAGGAGCCUCUCACUCUUCCAGUACUGCUUGUGCACAGGGGACAACUGGAAUUUGCUGUGAAGGUGAAUGUAGAAAUGGAGAACAUGGAAAGAAACGACUGCCUUUCUGUGCACUUUGACUGUUCUCUUAAGCCAUAUGGACAUUGCUUUAAUUAAUUAACUGAAAAGAAUUUGUUUUGACUCUAUUAUUUGAAUUUUUGUUUUGUUUCUUGGGGAAUAUUACAUGAGUGAGGGUUUUGCUUUGAUUUUUUUAAUAGCCUCAUUAUUUCCUGUGAUUUGAUUUUUUUUCAGCUUUAUUAUUUCCUGUGUCUGAGUGUGUAUUUUUAGAUUUGUUUGGGGGUUUUUUGUAUAGAAUUGUUUCUACAAUGUAGCUGCCCUGGCAGUGUGAUUGCUGUUGGAAUUUUAGCAACUGCACUAAUCCAAUAGCCUUGAGGGAUGAUGUUAGUGGAAGCAUGCUUCCAGUUCCUUUCUGGUAAGAUACAUGGAUUGGAAGGGCAUAGAUCCAAACCUGGAAAGGCUUAGGUCCAAAGUCAGCCUUGGCUUAAGCAGGUGCACCACCACUGAUGACAACACCAGGUCUCAAUGUGGCACAUGAUAGAGCACUUCCUGGAAUAGGGUUACCACCACAUUGGUUUGUAUCCCAACUUCCAUUCUCAUUUUGCAAACAGCUAGUGAACAGUGCAUGAUAAAAGGAAAUGAACCUUAAUGGCAACCAUUCCCCUGUAGCUUGAAGAGGGAAAUGGUGAGAACUUGAUAGGGUGAGAUGAAGGGAAUAUUCCCCCUUCCUUAGAUCCUUCUGCUAAUUAACUGUCAGGAGUUUUGUUGAGUUUGUUGAGGAGCCUGCUGAAUUGGCUGUAUGAGAACUCUCUUUGACUCCCAAAUAAAAAUGUCAAGAGUGAUUCUUUUAGGACCUGUUGACACUAAUAGAGUAAGUUCUACUCAAUUCUAUUCUACCAGUCAUUUCCACAUCUGUUCAUUUAUUUAGGUUACCCUAUCCAUUAAGAAUGGAAGUGCAUGGCAUUAGUUACUCUUACCAAAUGGGAAUAUAAUAUGCAUUACCCCUCCCACUAUCAUGUAUCAUAGUUAAACACAUGAUGAAGUUGAGCCUCCCGUCAUCUGCUGUUCAUAUUCUGUAGUUGAAAAAGUAUGAUUAAUAGUUGUGUUUUACUUAUUAGGAUUUAAGGGAUUUAAGAUAAUUUGCCAUGUCUGGCAUGAUGCGCCCCAUCAGUUAGCAAGAAAAUCCUGUUUCAAAGCUGUGAUCUUUGGGAAUCGGAUCCUUUAAAUGUUUCACGUUUGAGGAAAACUCAAGACACCAUUCCACAUUUUAGCCAAUAAGACCUGAGUAUGCAAAUAAACUAAAGUGCACUAUAGGUUGAGAUAGCUGUAUGUCAGAAUCCUUCUACCCAUCACACCCACCUUCCACAAUAUCACUGUUCAGAACAAUCAUUUAAUUCAAGGCUUAUAUUUAAAAAAAUCUGUUUUGCUCUUUUGCUCCCUCCCUCCCCUGUGGAUCUAUUUAAAAACAAAAACAGCAUAAUUAACAAAUCCAUGCAAGAGCACAGAUGGACAUCUCUGAUCUGAUUUUAAUGGAAACAUAUUUUUCUUGUCAUAGCCUUCAAAUAUAUCAAACCUCGCACAGGAAAACAGUGCAUCAUAUUACACACCCAUCUCUGGGCUCAGAUUUCACUGCAAACCACUCAGUCAAUGAUGUCAUCUUUGAUGUGAGCAUAUAACCUGAAUCUGAAGUUAUCCGUGUAACAAAUCUAACUCUGUUGGAAAAACUCACACAGCUUAAAAACCCCUCUACAAAUCUUUUGCAUCAUUCUGCAUAAUUCUAAAAGUAUGGAUUUUUCUUAACCUCUGGUUCUGUUUCAUAAACAACACUGUCCCCCACCAAGCCUCAACCAUUCACUCACUCUUUUGAAUGCUCUACAAGAUCUUUGUUUAAUGUAUCCACCGAGAAACAAGGUGGGUGAGGUAAUAUCUUUUAUUGUACCAAUUUCUGUGGGUGAUAGAGACAAGCUUUCAAGUC
Messenger RNA from Chelonoidis abingdonii (Abingdon island giant tortoise), 12035 nucleotides. It is a transcript of the gene SDK1, whose product is annotated as sidekick cell adhesion molecule 1. The record is from RefSeq and is a predicted model, not a curated record. Gene Ontology annotation, biological process: cell-cell adhesion. Gene Ontology annotation, molecular function: protein binding. NCBI's taxonomy places the organism in Eukaryota, Metazoa, Chordata, Testudines, Testudinidae.